CGGCGAGCCCCCGGUCCCCAACUCUUUACCCUCUUCCCCGUUUCGCCUAGCGUAUCUCCUGAACCCGGAACCUGGGGCGCGCGGAACCACCUUGGUGUAGCGCAAGCGCCGCAGACCCGGAGGACGAUGGAGGGGACGCGCGGGCCGGGGGCCGACUCUCCUGAAGAGGAGGAGACGGGGUCGGCCAUGGCGGCUAUGGUGAUGGCUGCUGGUGGCGCGGGCCCAGCUGUCCUGCAGGUGGCCGGGCUCUACCGAGGCCUGUGCACGGUGCGGAGCCGCGCCCUGAGCCUUGGGUUCGUUUCACCCGCCCAGCUGCGCGCUUUCCCUAUGCGCCUCGGCUCAGGCCGGCCUUCUGGGGGCGCGGAGGGCAGUGGGGUCGGGGCCGAGCUCGAGGCCAACCCCUUCUACGACCGCUACCGAGACAAGAUUCAGCAGCUGCGCAGGUCUGACCCAGCUGCUUUUGAGUCUCGCUUAGAGAAGCGCAGUGAGUUUCGAAAGCAGCCAGUGGGGCACUCACGACAAGGUGAUUUUAUCAAGUGUAUGGAGAAGACAGAUACCUUGGGGAAACAGUCUAUAAGCAGAGGAUUCACUAAGGACAAGACUCUCAGUUCAAUCUUAAACAUUGAGAUGGUGAAAGACAAAACUGCAGAAGAAAUAAAACAGAUUUGGCAGCAGUAUUUUGCAGCAAAAGAUACAGUCUAUGCAGUUAUUCCURAAGAGAAGUUUGAUUUGAUCUGGAACCGGGCACAGUCCUGUCCAACAUUUCUGUGUGCACUACCAAGAAGGGAAGGUUAUGAGUUCUUUGUAGGACAGUGGACAGGUACUGAACUCCACUUCACUGCACUUAUAAAUAUUCAGACCCGGGGGGACACUGCAGCCAGCCAGCUGAUUUUAUAUCACUACCCUGAACUUAAGGAAGAAAAGGGCCUAGUACUGAUGACAGCAGAAAUGGAUUCCACUUUUCUGAAUGUUGCUGAGGCACAGUGCAUCGCCAACCAAGUCCAGCUCUUCUAUGGCACUGAUCGGAAAGAGACCUAUGGUUUAGUGGAGACCUUUAACCUCAGACCAAAUGAAUUCAAAUAUAUGUCUGUCAUCGCUGAAUUGGAGCAAAGUGGACUUGGAGCAGAACUGAAAUGUACCCAGAACCAGGAUAAGACUUAGAGUUGUAAAGUUUGACCCUUCAUAGAGCAGCUCAGCCCUGGAUAAUCUAGAGCCCACCCACCCCCUUGAAUUUAAGAGUUCAGCACCUAAUGAGGAGUCUAUCUUGAGUUGCUCUAUGUGCUUAUUGCAAAACGGGAUUGUGGAGAUGAGCCCUAAUACUUGAUAUUCAGGAACAGAGGUACCCAAAUGUUCUGAUAAUUACCUCAGCACACUUGAGGUUUCCUUUUUAAGUAUUUCUGGUCAUAAAAAGAGACAGCCAGGAAGCUGCAGAAUGGUUGACUUGAUUUUACAUAAUAUAACAGUGCAGUUGCUCAUUUUUCCCAGUUAUGCAUCUUUGUGAACUUGUGCCAUGAUGAUAAACUUGAAGAUAUGUAGUUAGAUAUGGGUUUUAUAUACUUUUCCCAUGUGCCAGUCAGCUGGCCAAAAGCACAACCCAAAUAUCCUGUUAGGCUCUAAUAUAUGUUGUUAUAUAUUCCCAUCUAGAUGCACCGCCCCCCCCAGAGUUUGCUUUAGUAUAGCUGGUUUGGGGUAUCAGCAGAUUUCAGGUACAACUGGAUAAACAGAUAUAGUGCCUGUACAUUGUUAAACCACAAUUUGUGGUACCUAUGCCUCUAACUCUUCCUAUUAGAAGCUAUGCAUUUGAAAGGGGUGAAUCAGUACAGUGUAAAUAAAACACUUUUUUAAGGAGGAGAUCAUUCCAGAUUUGCAUGAUUUUUUUUUAACAACUAAGUAUUACAUGAAAAAAUGGUUAGACACACAUGUUCCCAGAUUGUGAGAAAUUGUAGCAAUAAUAAAAUCUGGCUCACAGUCUGUUAUACAAAAUAGUGAAAUCUAAGCUGUGUGCCGUCUGUCCAUGGUAUCAGUGCUGUGGGUUGAUUUUAUCGAAACUCAUCUUAGAGCUAGGCAUAUGGCUAAGUGUUAGAGCACUUGCCUGGCAUGAGUGAGGCCCUGGGUUUGAUCUCUCAACACCAAAAAAACUUCAUCUUGGGACUCCACAAUUUCUUGAAACUCCAGAAAUAAGAAAGUUGUUCUUCAACACUGGAAACUCAUGUGUGAUUUGUAGUAUCACUGUUACGGCUCUAAGCUCAAUGAGAAGAGAAUGGUGGUUACACUCCAUCCUUCUGAGCUCAAAGUGCCUGGCACCUGCUGUAUUAUUGUUAAUCACCUGUACCAUGCCUUCCCUUUUCUUUAUCUAAUGUGCUCCAAUUGUCUGCUACCCCUUUGGAAGAUCUGGGUGACACCGAAUUAUGCAUCUCACUGAGUACCCAGGCUGGCCUCAAACUUGCAAUUCUCCUUCCUCAGCUUCCCAAAUCACUUGGAUUACAGGCGUGCAACACCAUACCCAGUGCUAUAGUGCAUUUUUCAUAACACCUCCACUAGAGGUGAGAAGAUGAUGAAAAAAGAAGAAAUGGCCAUUUGUUUAAUGGUUCYCCUCAUCUUUGCCCUCAAUCCCAACUUGCCAAAGAAGGAUGUAUCCAUGGAUAAAUUGUAUUGAGUGUGAAUAAAGUACCAUCUGGCUGUUCUUUAUAUUUAUUUACCUAGAGAGAUCUAACAAAGAACUAAAAGAAAAUUGUAACAUUUAAUCAAUUAAUUUGUCCCCAGUGUCAGUAUGGUGUUAUAGAAAAUUGGCAGACUUUAAGAGAAUCUGGGUUCAAAUGUUCAAAUGUUUGCUUUUCUCUUUACUUUAUAAUGUUGAAUAAAUUAAAUUCUGUAAUUCUUAUUUUUUCAUCUGCAAAAUAGGGAUUAUUAUACCUACCUCAUAGGAUUAUUCUAAGAAUUGUUACCUUAUAUAGACUGUAAUAAAACUUGAUAAAUGGCAACCCCUUCCUCCUUUCCCCUGCUCCUCAUUAAAGACUAACACGGCUUAGUAUUUCAUAUGUACAGAUCAUUCCUCAUUCCAAUUAAAGGACAAACCCUAUGUCACUGGUUCUCAAGUGGAUUCGCUCAGAGUAUUUUAAAAUACAGAUACCCAGGCCCCUGACCUACUUAAUCAGAAUGUUGGGUGCUGGUAAUCUGCAUUUUAAUAAUAUAUUCCAGAUACUUCUAAUGUAAGUAAUUACUGAGCCACAUUUGACAACCAUUAUUUA
Molecule: messenger RNA, 3248 nt
Organism: Urocitellus parryii (Arctic ground squirrel)
Lineage: Eukaryota; Metazoa; Chordata; Mammalia; Rodentia; Sciuridae
Source: RefSeq, a predicted model, not a curated record